AUGCUCUCGACGCAGCCGGCUUCCACCCUCACCUCCGCCACCGAUCUCGGCGUGGCUGAGGAGAAGCUGGAGAAGUGGCGCGAGCUCGGCGGCGACGACCUGGAGCCGGUCCUCGCGAGCAGCGCCUUCGCCCUCCUCGACGCGCAGUGGAUCAUCAGCCACGCCGAGGCGGGCGGCGUCCUCGCCCACCGCCAGGCGCUGCCCGAGGAGGCCUUCCUCUCCCUUGCCGACCUCGUCGAGGCGACCGGCGAGUGUGCGGGAUCGCUUCCCGUUGCCGCGCUCUCCUACCCGUGGCUGACCAAGGACCACCCCGACCCGCUCGGAGCGAACCUCUCCCGCGUCGCAAGGGCGCUCAAGGCCCUGCUCACAGGCGUUCGUUCCUUCCGGCGGCUCGGCGUGUUCUGGGACUUUGGCUCGCUGCACCAGCACCCCGACCCCAUCAACGGCGUCAUGCGCACCGACGAGCAGAACGCGCUCUUCAAGCAGGGGCUGGACUGCCUCGGCACGCUCUACUCCCACAAGUACACAACCGUGCUGCGGCUGACCUCGGCGGGCCAACACGGCGGCUUCUUCUCUCCUUUGCUGGCCUCGACCACGGGCACCAACGUGGCCGAGUACUUUGACCGCGGUUGGUGCUACACGGAGGCCAGCUGGGCGAGCCUGACGAAGAACGGCGCGCUCUCGCUCGACCUCGGCCGGAUGCGCAACGAGAAGGAGUACGACUGCAGGAGCCUCAUCCGCGAGUGCGUCCAGGGUGGCGGCCGGCGCCCUCCGCUGCUGCCGUCUGCGUUCGCGGUGGAGCUGGAGACGAAGAGCUUCACCAACGGCAAGGACGACAAGCCGCUCGUGAAGCGGCUGUACGAGGCCGCCUUCGAGGAGCAGUUUGAGGCGGCAGCCAGGCUGAGCUACGCCGACCUCGGCUGGGGCGACGCGGAGGCGGUGCAGCUGGCGGAGGUCCUUGCGAGCGGGGCAGUGCCGCGGCUCGAGAGGCUAUAUCUCAACGGCAAUCAGAUUGGCGACGAGGGUUAUAACGCCCUGGCCGCCGCCCUCAAGGAGGGGGCCGCUCCGAGCUUGCAGGCGCAAGAGUGA
Messenger RNA from Emiliania huxleyi CCMP1516, 1089 nucleotides. RefSeq lists its product as hypothetical. The transcript has a single exon. The coding region runs from base 1 to 1089 and encodes 362 amino acids. The record is from RefSeq and is a predicted model, not a curated record. Lineage: Eukaryota; Haptophyta; Isochrysidales; Noelaerhabdaceae.